UACGCCUGUGAGAACUGAAAAAAAGAAAAUUCUACAAGAAGAUGUUAGCUUGAGUACACAUAGCAGUUAUCCUGUGUCCAAUUCAUUGUUAAAUUUAAUACGAUUGGUCGCCAUGCAGCCUGUAACAAUAGUGGAAGAUAAUCCUCAGCGGGAGGGCUAUGCCGGGAACUACAGCGUAGGAGCUGUCUUAUGUGUCUCUACGAUGCUAUUGCAAUACGCCAUUGGGCUGGUGGUGUGUGGAGGUGUUGGAUACAUCGCAGGUGCGAUACCCCCAUCUACCAUGUCUACCAUAUUAUACUGUCAGGUCUGCGCCUUCUCUCUCGGAGGGCUUUAUCUUUUCACCUCAAUCAUUGGAUUUGGAACAGCGUGUAGGAACAUGUACAUGAUUGUGUUCUUCCUGAUAACAUGUAUCUUGUCAAUGGUGGGAAGUUUACCAGUUGCCGGGUUCUCCUUCUACUGCACCUACUGUAUCGUAGCACCACAGACAGAUUUGAAGCAGUGUUAUGCAUUGUGUUCGUAUCUCUUCAUGCCUAAUUGUGUCUCGGCUUUUUUGAGUAUCGUCGGUUUCUUCACUGCUCUGGUCGGGUCUAUCUACUGCUGCAAAGGCAUGUCUUCCCGCGGUAACAGAAGAGCGUCUCAAUGGUUACGUUUAGCUCCCAAUCAGCCACAUGACAUCUGCUAUUAGUGUACAGCGUGGAUUAAUUCAGUGGCGUAGAGAUAGUGGACUUUCAGGCAGUUGCAGUUGUUAUCCAAUUUUGAUCAACUUUUCAGCAUUUUGCACUUUUUAUUCAAAUAUAAAUAUUUCCAGUUCGGACUCUUUAACCAUAAUAUUGAUGAUACAUUAUCCAUAUCAUCGAUUAAUAAUCAAAUUCAUUCGCAUAAAACUAGACACUGUAUCUUAUUUAAUUUGUGGAAAUUAAAAAAAAACUCUCGUAAGAAAUACAUUGCCAAUAAUUCGGAACAGAAACUCACGUUUGAUAGAAUCCAACUCUUCUUUUUUUAAUGGGUCCAUUCAAACUAUCAAUGAUAAGCCAACCAUCCAUUUAUUUGCUCUUUUUAAAAUCUCUUAAAAUUUGUGAUGUGUAAUCUAUGCUACGAUACAAGAAGAACUUUAUCAAAUAUUUAUUAGUAAAUUUAAUUAUGCUAUGUGCAUUUUAUUACAAGAAUUGAAGCAAAAAAAAAUGAACAAAUUAUCAUGCAUGUCUUGAAGAGUCAGUUCUGUUGUUAUUCGUAGUAUUAUAUAAUCCUGUAUUAAGUCCAAAUAAUUAUAAAAGAAUGGCUGGC
Molecule: messenger RNA, 1284 nt
Organism: Lytechinus variegatus (green sea urchin)
Lineage: Eukaryota; Metazoa; Echinodermata; Echinoidea; Temnopleuroida; Toxopneustidae
Exons: 7
Coding region: 113-685 (190 amino acids)
Source: RefSeq, a predicted model, not a curated record